AUUGCAUUGCACCACCAUCGCUCUUCAUCUUCUUCCCCAAACCACCGCUCAUGUCUGCAUCAUUGGUACCGGCAUCGCCCGCUCCUCUGUCGCUCACUUCCUCUGCCGAUACUCCCCAACUGUCACCCGAAUCUCCAUGUUUGACCAUCAUCCGUUUGUCGAAGCCAACCCUGACCAAUCUGGGUGUUGUUCCCUUACGCCUUUUCCCUCCUUAAAAUAACCAAUUUGAACWGAUUGAACAAGAGGGCGGAAGAGGAGGGAGGCUCAAGCUGCAGGUCUCUACUCAUCUCUCGGGUCAUUCCUACCUUCCCAUAAUUCAUAAUGGUUGUUCUCUCUGAAAUAUGCUCAUCUUCUUCAGCUCAUGCUUAUAGAUAUGACGUAUUUUUAAGUUUUAGGGGUCUUGACACUCGCCAUAAUUUCACCGAUCAUCUUUACGAGGCGCUUUGCAAUGUUAAUAUCACUACCUUUUUGGACGAUGAAGAGAUGGAAACGGGAGAAGAUUUGAAACCGGAGUUGAAGAGUGCAAUCAAAGCAUCCAGAGCUUCUAUUAUUGUGUUGUCUCAGAAUUAUGCUUCUUCGACCUGGUGUCUUGAUGAAUUGGUACUGAUCCUCGAUCAAAAGAGGACCUCCGGUCAUAUUGUUAUUCCCAUCUUCUAUCAUGUCGAGCCCACCGAUGUCAGGAAGCAACAAAACAGCUUUGGAAUUGCUAUGAGAAAGCAUAAGCACAGGAUGGAGAUAGAGACAAAUGCAAAGAAACGAAGUCAUUGGGCUAAAAAAGUGGAGCUAUGGAAUGAAGCACUGAUGGAAAUUGCUGAUUUGAAAGGAAAAAAUUCAAAGAAUCGGAAAGAGACGGAGUUCAUUCAAGAAAUUGUUACUGAAAUUCAUCGUAGAUUAGGUGUACCCUUAAAAGUAACUCUACCAUUUCUUAUCGGCAUGGACCACCACAUCAAAUUCAUUACUUAUUGGUUGAAAGAUGGAUCCUCUACUUGUGCUGAAAUUCUCACAAUUGUAGGCAUGGGUGGGAUUGGGAAGACAUCUUUGGCCAAAUAUCUUUUUUGCUUGCAUUGUCGUGAAUUCCAAAGAAGCAGCUUUGUAGAAGAUAUCAGUAGGAGAUGUGCUGAAAAAUUGACUGGAUUGCUUGAUUUACAAAAACAAAUUUGUGGUGACAUUUCAAAUAAAAGUUCAAUUCAAGUCCAUGAUGUUUCUAUAUACACCUCUCAAAUCGAGAAUACACUAGCACAUAAAAAAGUGUUCCUAGUUCUUGAUGAUGUUGAUAGUUUCAGUCAAUUGGAUGCAUUACUUGGAAACAAAGGUUUUCAUCCGGGAUGCAAAAUCAUAAUAACCACCAAGGACGCAUCUUUGACAGAAAAGUGUGAGCUAUUCAACCUUAAAGUUCAACCCAAACAUACAAAGCACUUACUCGAAGCCUUACAUGAGACUCAGUCACUGGAGCUUUUAUGUCUUCAUGCCUUCAAGUGCAGCAGUCCGAAGGAAGGUUACAUCAAGGUUUCAAAAGAGCUUGUGAAAUAUUGUAAAGGACAUCCAUUGGCUCUUUCAGUUUUGGGCAGGUCUCUACGUAAUGGAAAUAUAGCUGAAUGGGAGGAUUGCCUAGAAAGGCUAAAGGAUGAACCUGAUUUUCGUAUUAAGAAGGUCUUGCAAAUGAGCUUCGACUCUUUACCAUCUACAGAUGACAAAGAAUUGUUUAAGCAUAUUGCUUGUUUUUUUGCUGGGAAAGAUAGAGAAUCAACUGAAACAAUAUUGAAGGCAUGUAAGAUCCGCACAGUACUUGGGAUCAAGAAUCUCGUUGAUAGAUGCCUUCUUUCGAUUGAUAGUAAUAACAAGUUGAUGAUGCAUCAAUUGGUUCAAGAGAUGGGAAGAGAUAUAGUACGCCAAGAAUCACCUGACAUGCCAGAGGAGCGUAGUCGAUUGUGGUGUCAUGAAGAGUCAUUCAAUGUAUUGGAACAAAACAGAGGUACAAGAAAGCUUAAAGGCCUUGUUCUAGACAUGGAAAUGCUUGAGAAAGGGAACAUGUAUGACUCGGUUGAGUUGAGAACAGAUGCAUUGAGUAAGAUGGAUAACUUAAUGCUACUACAACUUAAUUAUGUGCGACUCGGUGGAUCUUAUGAGAACUUCCCUAAAAAAUUAAGAUGGUUGUGUAUGCAUGGGUUCCCUUUAGAGUAUAUACCUCCAAAAUUGCAAUUGGAGAAUCUAGUUGCCCUUGACAUGUCUUAUAGCAGCUUCAAAUUUCUGGACAUGUCGUAUGGCAACUCGGAACGACCUGGGAAGUCGCAAAAGCUAACUGGCUCGUGCUCAAAAGACAACAAACGGUUGCUUAGAUCAUUGAAGAUUCUUAAUCUAAGUUUCUGUAAACAGCUUCAUAGUCUCUGUGGCUUUAUCGAACUCCCUGCACUUGAGAAGUUAUUACUUUCAAAUUGCAUAGGUUUGAUUGAGGUUUGUGAAUCAAUUUGGCAAUGUGAUCACCUUGAGCUCAUUGAUCUGAGUUAUUGCAAUGAGGUUGGAAAGAUUUUAAGAACUAUAGGUAUGCUAAAGAAGGUGAAAAUACUAAAACUAGAUGGUUGUAAUCUUAGUGAAAAUCUGAUCAAGAUGAGGGAUACGGAAUUACCAGAAAUGGUCAUGGCUAACAACCUUGCCAUACACUCUCAAACCUCUUUCUCUACCAUUGUGGAGAUUAUACCCAGAGAUUUGGGAUCCUCUUUGAUCUUUUUGUCGAGGUCAUUAGAAUGCUUGUCACUUAAAAAUAAUGGUUUGUCCAACGAAUCCUUUCCAAUGGACUUCAGUAACCUAUCCAUGCUGAAGGAGCUAUAUUUAGAUGGAAAUAAUAUUGUUUCACUGCCUAAUUGUGUGAGAGGCCUUCCCAGACUUGAGAAACUUAGUAUUGACCGUUGUAAUAGAUUGACCACAUUGGAGCAUCCUCCACUUACACUAAAACACUUGAUAAUGGGUGUCAGCCUUUUGAUCAGCAAAGUUGUAUUUGAUCGAGAAAUGUCCCCAAUCAUGUUAAGUACGUGGACAGGUUGCAGGUCUUUAAUUGAAGGCAUGUUUAAAGUGGAAGAUAUGGCAGAUGUCGAGGAAGAGGUAUUACGUAGUCUGGGGUGGACUAAUUUAGACUUCAUCAAAAAUCAGCUGACAGAAUCUAAAGUCGAGAUGCAAUAUGAAUUUGGGAUAUUUAGCACAAGGUAUGAGGGGAAAGAGAUGCCAAAUUGGAUAAGUGAUAGAAGGGAGGGGUCAUCAAUAUCAUUGACCAUCCCAUCAUCUCCUCACAACCUUAAAGGAUUGAAUUUCUGCAUCGUGUUUAUGGCUAUAAAGGGGUAUCUUAAUGUAUUGGGUGAAAUAAGAAUUAGUAACAUAACAAAGAACCGCACAUGGAUAUACAAUUGCUUUGGGGUCUUUGAGUCCACUAGAGAGGGUAUUAUUGUAUAUCUAAGCCAUUGGAUGUUUGGGAAGAGCGAGAUGGAAGAUGGUGAUGAAGUUACUGCCACAGUGACAGUAAUGCAAGCUGAUGAACAUAUAGGUAAGUCAUUGGAUGUUUUGGAGUGUGGGAUUAGUCUUGUGUAUGACGAUGGGAAGAAGAAAAUGGAAGAAGAAGAAGAAGACGUAUUGGGUUAUUACAAGUCAUGGAAUCAUAUUAUUGGUGGGGAUCUCUCUCCUUUUCAAACUACUACCCCCGGAGUAUAUGACCUAAACAGUGGACCUAUCAACACAAUCCCAACACUUGGAGAUUUUCCACAAGCAGAGGCAACAUCAUUAAGUUGUUAAAACAACAGUUUCUUCCUGCAACAACAGCUAAGCUAUUACUUGGUGGAAGUGGUUGUAAAUGCAUUAAUUACUUCUUUUUAUCUUCCUUUUUUUCAUCAGAAAAACGUCCUCUGUUUAGAGCUUUCUCUCAAAGCAAGUCAACAUAGUUGGUGGGGUGAUGCAUCUAACCUAAUUAAGGAUUAUUCAAUCCUUUAUGUGUAGUUUUUACAGGCGGAUGCAAUAUCCAAGUUUAAAAAAUAUGCAAAGAGAGGUCUGCUAGUUCCAUAUUCAAGGGGAUACGUAAGCACGGUCAUUUCCUCCUUGUUCUCCUAUUUCAAGCUCAAGAUACCCCCCAUUUGUUGUGUCAAAAGUCUCCAAGAGAAUUUUGCUGAAAUCUUAAUAUCGUAAGUUUGAAGUUUUCUUAUAGCUUAA
Molecule: messenger RNA, 4188 nt
Organism: Cynara cardunculus var. scolymus (artichoke)
Lineage: Eukaryota; Viridiplantae; Streptophyta; Magnoliopsida; Asterales; Asteraceae
Product: disease resistance protein RML1A-like
Exons: 10
Coding region: 322-3777 (1151 amino acids)
Biological process (GO): signal transduction; defense response
Molecular function (GO): ADP binding; protein binding
Source: RefSeq, a predicted model, not a curated record